Messenger RNA from Engraulis encrasicolus (European anchovy), 2871 nucleotides. RefSeq names its product zinc finger protein 93-like. NCBI's taxonomy places the organism in Eukaryota, Metazoa, Chordata, Actinopteri, Clupeiformes, Engraulidae. Bases 173 to 2788 code for a protein of 871 amino acids. The record is from RefSeq and is a predicted model, not a curated record. The transcript is spliced from 8 exons.
UUUGGGAGGAACGUCGAUUUCAUAUGACGUCAUGAGUAUUAACUUCGUUCAUUGGCUGAAUAACUGCCUGUCGGGUAGAAGCUGACCAAUCAAGAAGAAGGAUAUUGAGACGUAACCCAGCCGUCGCAAGAAAGGUUUUGCUAUCUGGCCGUGGAAAUAGGAGGAGAAGGAGAUGGACACAGACUCGUCCUCCCUCUACAUGUGUCCCUGUUCCCUGCUCUUCGCGUCUCUGGAGGACGUGCUCACUCACCAGCUCACCUGCCUGACUUCCCAUGGAUUCAUCACUCAAAACCCACCAUCGGCGCCCUCUACUGCGGCGGAGGAGCCUGCUGAAAUGUAUGCAGAUGCUCCCCGCGGACCGCCGGCUGGCCCCGUCCAACACCGUGCCGAUCAGGAUCAGCAACAGCCUCCCCUGGACGGCGCGCCGGCUAUUGUUCCCGGACAGGCUCCAGGCCAGAGCGCCAGUCCCUCGAUGCCACCCGCCUCAGUCCCAGGCUCCGGCUCGGGAUCUGCCACGCUGGCAGCCAAGCCCAACGGCCGCCUGGCGGACAGAGGCGCUGGAUCUUCAUCGUCGUCGACGGUGUCUUCAGGGCCCCCUGGUGGGCAGCGGACGGGCUCCACGUCCACAUCCAAGGCCAGGCCCAGCAAGAAGCGUCCAGCCCCUCUCAUUCGCUACCAGUGCGGGGAGUGCAGCCUCCUGUUCGAGUCGCUGGACCUGUGGCAGAAGCACAGCGAUCUGGGCAUGUGCUGCUCGGGAGAGGAGGCGCAGGGGGACGAGGCGCAGGCGACGGGGGUCGGGGUGGGGGAUGCGGAACCGGGAGGGGUAAGUAGUGGAGGUGAAGAGGGAGAGGGAGCAGAAAGCGAGGCGGAGGAGACUGAAGGCACGGCUGAGUCAGUGAGGGCGGCGGUGGCAGGGGGCGAAGGAGCGGCUUCUACUAGCGUUGCUGCUGCUGCUAACGCUGCUGCUGCUAACGCUUCCUCCUCCGAGACGGACGGCCGCUCCAGCUUCCUGUGCAUGAGCUGCGGGGCGGCUCUGCGCUCGCAGCAGGCCUUGGCGCGUCACCGCAAGGCCCGCCAUGGCCUAGAGAAGGCGCUGCACGUCUGCCAGGUGUGCGGGGAGGAGUUCAUGAACACCACCGUCUUCCUCUACCACCAGCGGCAGCACAAGGACGACACUAGCAACCAGGCCGGCCAGGUGACAAUCAAGGUCGAAGAAGCCGAGCAGGGGGAGAUCCUCAACAUAGAGCUGCUGGAGGCUGCAGGGACCCCCAGCCCCGCCGCAACUCCCCCCACCGCACUGCCCCCUGGCCACCUGGCCGUGCGGCCGUACAAGUGCGACCUGUGCCCCAAGGCCUUCAUCGGCAAGGCCAACCUGGCGCGUCACAAGGCGACGCACGACGGGGAGCGGUGCCACGUGUGCGAUCGCUGCGGACAGGCCUUCUUCAUGCCGGGAGCUCUGGCGCGCCACAAGACGCGGCACGCGCAGGAGGACCGGGCGGAAAAGAGGAAGGAGGCGAGAGCGGCCGAGAGGGCGUUAAAAGAAGCCGCUGUGAGGGCGUUAAGAGCACAGUCACAGGACGCAGGAGAGACCAGAGAGCAGGGGGAGAAGGUGAAGAAGAAGAAGGGGGGCUGUGGGAAGAGGACACACCAGUGUCCCGACUGUCACUACAAGUUCUUCUCACUGCCGAAUCUAGCAAAGCACAGGUCCAAAGGCAACUGUACUUAUCCCUGCUCCGAGUGCCGGCAGGUCUUCCGCCGCAAGAAGAGGCUGGCCCUGCAUGUCCUCCUACACCAAGGCAAGCAUCCGAUCCAGUGCCCCAGCUGCCCCGAGCAGUUCCCCAGCCAGAACGAGCUGGAGGUCCAUCUGCGGCUGUGCCCCAGGAAGAGAGAGACGAGGGCCUUCCGUCGUCGCGAGGGCGGCAAGGUGGCGUGCGAGCUGUGCGGCCACCGCUGCAUGACGCAGCAGGGCAUGGAGCUGCACCGCCUCUCCCACUCCGGCAUGGAGCCGGUACGCUGCCCGCACGCGCUCUGCCGCGGACGCUUCGCCACCGAGGAGGCCCUGCAGAGCCACCUGACCACCCACCACCACGGCGAUACAGACGCCAACGGCAACGGCGGUGCCAACAGCGUUGGCAACGUCAAGCCGAAGCCGUUCCGCUGCGAUGACUGCGACAAGACCUUCGCCCACUCGUCGUCCCUGGUCGUGCACGUGCGCAUACACACUGGGGAGAGACCUUAUCAGUGUAAGCAGUGUGGCAAGCGCUUCCGGCAGCUUCCGCACCUGAAAGACCACGAGCGCCUGCACAGCGGCAAGCGGCCGUUCGUCUGCAACGUGUGCGGCCAAAGCUUCGUGCUGCCCGGCCGGCUGACCGAGCACGCCCGCAUCCACAGUGGCGAGAAGCCCUACUCCUGCCAGGUGUGCCACGCCACCUUCCGCUCCCUCUCCAACCUGGGCAAGCACCGCAAGACCCACGGCCUGCAAGGCCAGACGCAGCACCGGCAGCAGGACCACCAACAGGUCUACGCAGCACCCAGGCGAGACGCAUCUGCUGCCCACCGGCAGAGCACCGCGAGGGGGUCGGGGGUGAAGAGGAAGAGCCCUGGUGGUGAUGGUGAUGGUGGCGGUGGCGGGUCGCGGAGGGUGGUGCCCACGGCGAGGGGAGUCGGGGGCAUGAUAGGGAGGGCGGAAGGGGAGGCGGCGGUGCACACCAUCCUCAUACAGCAGGGUGGGGAUCAUGGCUCCUCAGUCCUCCACCCGCCUCCUACAGCUUACUCCUCUUACUCAUAGUUGGACAAGCUCCCUCUCCCUCCUCUUCACCCGCACACACACACGCACACACACACACACACACACACACACACACACACACA